UCAGAGAUGUCCGAGGUAGAAUACAACACAAUGAGAGACGCUGUACUGGAGGAGGAUACUACCAGUGAAGAUGAAUUUUGCGAAGUUGAUCUUUCAGAAUUUGGCAUUGAACUGUCUGUCUCUGAAAGUGAUGUUAGCUUCAGUUCCCAUCAGUUCUUGAUCUUGAAUGAAUCGGCAGCCAGCAGUCACACAUCCUCCCAGCUAUUUGCUAGUUUGUUUCUGAAUCCCGUAUCUGAAGAACGAGUUCCAGGAUAUCACAGCUGGGUACACAGGCCCAUGGAUUUAUCCAAUAUAAAGAGAAACAUCAGAAAGGGACUGAUCCGCACAACGGUGGAAUUCCAGCGAGAUAUCAUGCUGAUGUUCCAGAAUGCGGUGAUGUACAACAGCUCCGAUCACGACGUUUACCACAAAACAGUGGAAAUGCAGCGAGAUGUCUUGGAACAGAUCCAGGAUAUACUGGAAGUAGUGGAACUGGGUGAUUAUAACAAGAGAUACAGUGGGAAGAGUUUGUAUCUUAUGGAUAAAUGAGUAUUUCUGCUGUCGGGAAAUAUUGAAAAUGAUAUUCCAGCUGUUGGAGGAGAUACUGAAAAUGAAUAUUUUUGUUAUAUUUCUCAACAGUUAUUGCAGUACUUUGAUUUUUCGUCACUGUACUCAUGAUGUUGUGGGCUUUAAAUGAGAAACCACAUGGGAAAAGAGAUGGUCAUAAAUGUGUACAAGUUGUUACAAGUUGCAGAGGUUCGUAGGAAUGCAGAUUGCUGCUAAGUUAACCUGUUGGGCAUAUUCUUCACCCCAAAAACAGAAAUCCAAGUUCAUAGAUUUUUAUUUUCAAUAAUGGUACACUUAUUAUGUGUACUUAUUACAGUUGGUUCAGUUUCCGCAAAUUUAUUGACCAGGUACCAGUUGUUUUGUACUUCAUUUUAUAGUUUGUUAAUAAAAUUUAUUGAUUCUCUUUGCAGACCAGUUUAUAUUUGGUGUUCUUCUUCACUUUAUCACCCAGUUCUGCAUCUUUGUCCUUUCAAAAUGGCAGACCUAUAUAGUUAAAGGAAUAUAUUUUAAUCCUUUGAUUAAAUUUCACUCCUUUAUAUCAUUUGAAACGUUUUGAUGUAAGAGGUCAUUCAGCACUGCUCCCAGUCUUAAUUUCUGUUUUACCAUGGCUACGGUAAAACAGAAAUUACCUCUCGUCGCACCUCCCCUUCUCAUAAUCUGACACCAUUAAGAUAAUAAUCUGCCUUCUUAUUCUUCCCACCAAAGUGGAUAACCUCAUUUAUCCACAUUAUACUGCAUCUGCUCACUCACCCAACCUAUCCAAGUCACCCUGCAGCCUCAUAGCAUCCUCCUCGCAGCUCACACUGCCACCCAGCAUUGUGUCAUCCGCAAACUUGGAGGUGUUACAUUUAAUUCCUUUGCCCAAAUCAUUAAUAUUUAUUGUAAAUAACGGGGGUCCCAGCACUGAGCCUUGCUGCACCCCACUAGUCACUGCGCAUGCCAUUCUGAAAAGGACCCAUUAAUUCCUACUCUUUGCUUCCUGUCUGCCAACCAGUUCUCUAUCCAUGUCAAUAUCCUACCCCCAAUACCAUGUGCUCUAAUUUUGCACACUGAUCUCUUGUGUGGGACCUUGUCAAAGGCUUUCUGAAAGUCCAAAUGCACCACAUUCACUGGCUCCCCCUUACUCAUUCUACUUGUUACAUCCUCCAAAAAUUCCAGAAGAUUAGUCAAACAUGAUUUCUCCUUCAUAAAUCGAUGCUGUCUUGGCCCGAUCCUGUCACUGUUUUCCAAAUGCGCUGCUGUAACAUUAAUAAUUGACUCAAGCAUCUUCCCAACUACCGAUGUAAGGCUAACUGGUCUAUAGGAAUAGGUGAUAUUUCGCUUGGGUGGUUUACAUCCCAGCAGUAUGAACAUUGACUAAUCUAAUUUUAGAUAGCCCUUGCUUUCUCCCUCCUUCCCCCUCCCGCUUCCCAGUUCUCCCACAAGUCCUACUGUCUCCGCCUACUUCCUUUCUUUUCCCCUCCCCCCCGACAUCAGUCUGGCGAAGGGUCUCAACCCAAAACGUCGGCAAUUCUUUCUCUCCAUAGAUGCUGCCUCACCGGCUGAGUUUCACCAGCAUUUUUUGUCUACCUUUUGGUCUCUAAUUUUGUUUACUCUCUCCCUCCUUUCUUUAAAAACUGGGCUUAGAUUAGCUACCCUCCAGUCCACAGGAACUGAUCCAGGGUCUAUAGAACAUUGGGAAAUGAUCAGCAAUGCAUCCACGAUUUUUAGGGCCACCUCCUCAAGUACUCU
This is a messenger RNA of Leucoraja erinaceus (little skate), 2277 nucleotides long. Its product is annotated as bromodomain-containing protein 8-like. Gene Ontology annotation, cellular component: NuA4 histone acetyltransferase complex. The coding region runs from base 7 to 528 and encodes 173 amino acids. The transcript is spliced from 6 exons. Gene Ontology annotation, molecular function: protein binding. The record is from RefSeq and is a predicted model, not a curated record. NCBI's taxonomy places the organism in Eukaryota, Metazoa, Chordata, Chondrichthyes, Rajiformes, Rajidae.